AUGGAGCUGGUGCCCAGUCUACUGGUCAUCGCUGAAACAGGAGUUGCUUUUUCUGCAGGUCUCUUAACUGAGGGAAGUGGGGAGAAAUCUGGGAUCAGGAAAUGGAAGGUGAACAGUGAAUCCCAAGUUGAAGCUCUGGAAAAAGAUGAGGACAAGGUGGGAGGUGCCAGUGCCAAGGAACCAAAGGAACCCCAAGAGAAAGCUUCUUCCAAGAAGAGUUUUGUCUGCAAAGCCUGCGAUAAGACUUUCCACUUCUACUGCCGCCUGCAGGUGCACAUAAAACGUUGUCGGGUGGCCAGAGGAAAGCAAAUCCAGUGUAAGGGGUGUAGUGAGGUCAAAUCAACGAAGAAGGAGCUGGAGAAGCAUCAGCUGGAAGUCCAUGGAGUGGUGGGGCCAGCCAAGAAGAAGAAGAAGCAGCUCCCCGUGGCAUGCGACAUCUGUGGCCGAGAAUUUGCUCAUGCCUCAGGGAUGCAGUACCACAAGCUGACGGAGCACUUCGACGAGAAGCCCUUCUCCUGUGAGGAAUGUGGAGCCAGGUUUGCAGCUAACUCCACGCUGAAGAACCACCUGUGGCUACACACAGGGGACUGGCCCUUCAUGUGCAAGCAUUGCCUGAUGACCUUCAUGCAGGCCUCAGCCCUUGCCUACCACACCAAGAAGCAGCAUGCUGAGGGGAAGAUGUAUGCCUGCCAGUACUGCGAUGCUGUGUUCGCCCAAUCCAUCGAGCUGUCGCGCCACGUCCGGACUCACACGGGGGACAAGCCCUAUGUCUGCCGGGAGUGUGGGAAAGGCUUUCGCCAGGCCAACGGGCUCUCCAUCCACCUCCGGACCUUCCACAACAUUGAAGAUCCCUAUGACUGCAAGAAGUGCCGGAUGAGUUUUGCCACCUUUCAAGAGCACCGCAAGCAUGUCGACGAAGCCCACUCCCAGGAUUACCACCCCUGCCCUACCUGCUCCAAAGUUUUCAGCGCCCCGUCACUCCUGGAGCGCCACGUAGUGACCCACGAUGGAGGAAAGCCCUUUAGCUGUGAGAUUUGCGACAAAGCUUACCAGCAGUUGUCAGGGUUAUGGUAUCACAACCGGACCCACCACCCUCACCGCUAUUCCAAGUUCUUCUCCCUGCGGUGCAGCUCAUGUGACAAAACCUUUUCCAGCACUGCUGCUCACCACAAGCAUGUCAAGGCAGAGCACACAGAUGUGAAGUUCCAUGAGUGCGAGACGUGCAAGGAGCUCUUCCCCACAGUGGCUCUCCUGCAGGUGCAUGUGAAGUGCAGGCACUCAGGGGCCCUCCAGAACCACAUCACCAGUGAGCAUUUCAAGCAGAUGGAGAGCACCUUCACCUGUGAGCUCUGUGGGGAGCUCUUCUCCUCACAGAGCGAGCUGGAGGGACACUACGGGGCUGAGCAUCCCAAGGUGGUCUUGUCCCAAGCCACCACGGCCCAGAUUGUGCAGGUGAUUCAGAUGUCGGAGCAAGGAGCAGCAGAGCACAUCAUCUCUUUUAAUGAGGCCCAACUCACUGGCUCUCAAGUCUUCAUGACGUUGCCUGAUUCCCAAGUGAGCCAAGGUGGCUCUGAGCUGGUGGAAGUGACCAUUGAGGAUUUGUUUCAUGACAGUGUCACUCUGAUUUGUGAAGAAACCAAGUGA
This is a messenger RNA of Eurypyga helias (sunbittern), 1644 nucleotides long. RefSeq names its product zinc finger and BTB domain-containing protein 40-like. Gene Ontology annotation, biological process: regulation of transcription by RNA polymerase II. NCBI's taxonomy places the organism in Eukaryota, Metazoa, Chordata, Aves, Eurypygiformes, Eurypygidae. Gene Ontology annotation, molecular function: DNA-binding transcription factor activity, RNA polymerase II-specific; RNA polymerase II cis-regulatory region sequence-specific DNA binding. Gene Ontology annotation, cellular component: nucleus. The record is from RefSeq and is a predicted model, not a curated record.